Messenger RNA from Aphidius gifuensis, 15790 nucleotides. It is a transcript of the gene Bruce, whose product is annotated as baculoviral IAP repeat-containing protein 6. Lineage: Eukaryota; Metazoa; Arthropoda; Insecta; Hymenoptera; Braconidae. The transcript is spliced from 12 exons. Gene Ontology annotation, cellular component: nucleus. Gene Ontology annotation, molecular function: cysteine-type endopeptidase inhibitor activity; ubiquitin conjugating enzyme activity. The coding region runs from base 105 to 15257 and encodes 5050 amino acids. The record is from RefSeq and is a predicted model, not a curated record. Gene Ontology annotation, biological process: apoptotic process; negative regulation of apoptotic process; regulation of cytokinesis.
AAUUUACAAUAAUUUUUUUUUUAAAAAUAACAUUUAUUUUAUCAUUUAUUUGUUCUUUAAAGUGUAGUAUUUAAUUCAUUAAUAUUAUUAAUAUUUAAUUAAAAAUGGCUGAUGAUGAUCCGUGGUUGUUAAAAGAAGAUGGUUAUCUUAAUGUUGAUACUGAGUGUAAAAAUAUUGUAUAUCAUCCAAAUUUAAACGUUUUACUAAUCACAACUGGCAAUGGCCAAGUUUACGUUUUUGAUGUUAAUUUUGGUGUGAUACUUCAACGCAGUUGUCUAUCAGGUAAACCAGAUGGUAAAUUACAGGGUAUAUAUCUUGCUGAAGGUGUUGAUAAAGUAUUGUACACUGAUGGCCAUGGAAUUGGUGUACGUAGUGAUUACAAUGGUGUAUUAUUACUUGACACAAUAUUACAAACACCAGUAUCAAGAAGUGAAGAUAUAAUAAAACUAGAAUUAUUAUUAUCAGAAGCAUUAUUAUUAGAUCAGUGUUUACGUAGUAUUGACUUACCUGGUGUUGAUCAAGUACAAGAUGUACUUCAUGAACUUUGGAAUAAAAUACAUGCUGCACAAUCAAUACACAAAAAAGGAAUUAAAGCACAAAAAUGGAAUACAAUAUGUCUUGAAUUACCACAUGGAGUAUUAAAGCUAGUAUGUUCAGGACUUGUUACGGAAUUGAAACGUCAAAAUAAACAUAUACCAGCAUUACCAAUAGCAUCAGCAAUCAACGAAAGAUUAAACGGCCUACUUCCAAGUUUAAUAUCCGAUGGUGGUCCAGCAGAUAAAGUAUUGAUGUUUAGUGAAGCAGCAAGACACAAAACAUUUUCAAAAUGGCCACAUAUGAAUUACAAAUGGGCAUUGCCCGGUCAAAUGGCACAAGCUGGUUUUUAUCAUGAGCCAAAUACAACUGCUGAGGAUCGUGCAAUGUGUUUUACAUGUAAUGUUUGUCUUGUAUGCUGGGAACCAACAGAUGAACCAUGGUCAGAGCAUGAACGUCAUUCACCAUCAUGUCCAUUUUUAAAAGGUGAAUACACUCAAAAUGUACCAUUAUCAGUAACACUUGCAACAGCACCAGCAUGUAAAACAACUGAUAAUAUUGAAAUAAUUGGAACAACAAAUUAUCCUGGUUUAACUGGUACAGCAUCAAAUAAUGGUCUUAUUAAUAUAUGGGAUAUUACAAAUCAAUUAAAAAAUGAAAUAUCAUUUUAUAUUGUAAUGUGUAAUCAAAAUAAUAAUGAUGAUAAUGAGGAUAAUGAUGAAGAUGAAGAUGAUGAUAAUAGUACUACAAAUAAUAUUAAUAAUAAUAAAAAUAAUAAAAAAAUACAAUUUUAUGCAUCAAAAAAUUUAUCAACAUCAUAUUUAUCACGUAUUAGUCCAAAUAAAACAACAUUAACAACAAAUGAUUAUAAAAAUAAUCAUAAUAAUAUAAAUUUAACAACAUUAUCAAUUGUUGGUGGUCCAAAAAUUAAAAUUGAUGAUAUUAAAAAUAAUAUUAAUAAUUGUGGUAGUACAACAAGUCUUGUAACACAAAUUGAAAGUACAGAUACAAGUGUUAGACCAUGUUUAAUAUGUGGUUUAACAAUUAAUUAUAAUAAUUCAACAACAACAUCAUCAACAUCAACAUCAAGUUCAACGUCAUCAUCAUCAACAACAACAACAUCAACAGCAGCAACAACAACAUCAUCAACAACAAAUAAUAAUAUACGUAAACUAGAUAAUGUAUGGUCAUCAACAACUGAUUUAGCACAAUCAUCAUCAUCGUCAUCAUCAUCAUUAGUACGUGCAAUGAAUAAUGUUAAUAAUGCAACAAGUGAUAGUUUAGAUAUAAUGAAAGUUGCUAUUGAUGAAAAUAAAAAUAAUAAUAUAAAUAAUAAUAUAAUAUCACAUUAUUUAAUAAUAUAUGAUAUACAUCAUAAUAAAAUAAUUAAAAAAACAAACAAAGAUGAUAAAUUAAAAAAUAUAAAAAGUAAAAAAACAUUAUCUGGUACUGGUACAAGUGCUAGUUCAACUGGUGGUAGACAAGAAAGUUUAUAUCAAGAAUUAUAUAUGAAUAAAUUAUUAUAUGAAGCACCAGUUAUUGAAGAUGUUGAUGCUGAAAUGGUUGUUGGUACACAUUUUGAUAAUAUGUUAACUAGUAGUGGUUUAACAGCAUCAUCAUCAAAUUCAUUAUAUUCAACAUCAUUUGUUGGUAUGAAUGUUGUUGUACCACCAUCAUCAACAAAUCCAUAUGAUACAUUAUUUAAUCCAAUUAAUUAUGAACAAUAUCCAUCAACAUCUGAAUUAACAUCAACAACUAUCAACAAUAAUAAUCAUAAUAUUAAUAACAACAAUAAUAAUGAUAAAAAAGUAAUUGAUGUAAUUAAAGAUGAUCCAGUUGUAUUACAAACAAUAUGUAUUGAAGGACAUUCAUCAUUAAAAAUAACACACACUGAAACAACUAAAGAUGGUAAACAUUUUUAUGUUGUAUUAUCAUCACCAAUUAAUACAACAACAACCACAUCGACAACAACAACAACAGUGACAGAAGCAACAGAAGAAAUAGCAGCUUCAACAGCAACAGUAGCAAAUGAUGCAGCAUCAUCAUCAUCACCACCACCAUCGUCGUCGUCGUCAAUAAUAAAUACAAAUAAAAUGGAUAUUGAUGAUGAAAAUAGUGAAAGUUAUUUACAAAAAAGUUACAUGUACUGGUAUCAAGAUGACGGAUCAUCAGUUGAUAAUAAAAUUAUAAAUAAUGAUGAUAAUAAUGAUGAUGAUAGUAAUAACAACAAAAAUUCAUUAUUAUUAAUAUAUAAAUUUGAUUUUACUGAUAAAGUACCAAAAUUAAUAGCUGAUCCAAUUGUUAAAAGAGAAUUAACAUAUAAUCAAACACCAGUACAAAAUAUAUUAUUACCAUUACAAGAUAAAAAUAAUAUAAAUGAUUGUAUUUUAAAUGAUGAACCAAAAGGACAAGUUGCAAUUGUUUGUCGUGAUGGUAUUGUACGUAUUAUUGAAUUAAAAACAUUAAAAAUAAUAAAUGAAGCACAUGGUAGUACAGAUGAUGAAAAAUUUAUAUCAGCAGCAUAUUGUAAUCGUCUUGAAAGAUUAUGUGCAUGUACAAUAAAUGGUGGUUUAAGAUUUUUUGCAACAAAUGAAGAGGAUGAUUCAACUGAAGAAAAUGAUGAUAAUGAUGAUAUUAAUAUGAUGAUAACUGAUUCAAUAAUGAGUAGUGAAAAUAUUGCACCAAGUACAUCAACAUCAUCUGUAUCAUAUCAAGAGCCAAUAAUAGCACUACGACAAACAUUAACAUACAAUGAUUUAAAAUGUCUUUAUGAUUUAACAAAAUUUGAUAAACAUUCACCAAUAUAUAAUGCAACAGUACCACCAUGUUGGAGUGAAAUGAUGCAAGGACAAAGACAACGUAGAUAUCCACAACAUUUACAUCAAACUGAGGAUCAACAUCAUACAAGAACUUGGCGUUUACAAAAUGAUGCAACAACAUGGGAUGAACAUAUAUUUGAAUUAACAUUACCUAAAAAUAUUGCUGGUAGUAUUGGACAUGUUGAUGUUAGAUUUACUCUUCAUUCACCAUGUACUGAAUCACCAUCAAUACAAGUUACAUUGUUAAAACAAAAUAUAACUGGUCUUGGUCAUCAUAAAUCAACAUUAACACCUGUUGAUGAAAGAAUACAAUUUAAUAUUAAUAAUGAACAACAACAACAACAGCAUCAACAUCAACAUCACCAACACCAGCAACAUCAUCAACAUCAACAUGUAAAAAAUGAUAAUCCAGUUAUUAGUGAAGGUUAUCAACGUCAAAAUAAUACUGAAAUAUUAUGUGGUCCAAUAAAUUUAAAACGUUGUAUGGAUUUAUCUGAUAAUUCUGGUUGUGUUACAUUAACAAGUCCAAAAUUAUUUAAAGCAAAAGCAGCAACAUUAUUAGUACAUAUUAAAGCACUUAUUGAUCCAACAAAAGAUGUUAAUACUAAAACACGUAUUAAUUUACUUGAAACAAAACCACCAACAUCUAAAAAAUUACGUAUUGAUGAUUCUGGACCAUAUAUACCUGGUGCAGCUAUUGAAAGACUUGCUGCAAGUGCUAAUAAAAAAUUAGAUUAUUAUAUUGGUUGUGAUUGGAUACAUGAAAUAUCAAUAACAGUUAGAUCAGUACAAUCAACAACAAUACAAAAUGAAAAAAUUCAACGUUUAACAAUGCUUGAUUCAUUAUUAUUUACUGAUAAUUUAUUAAAUAUUGCAUGUUUUGAAACAUCAGAUAAAUCAUUAGUUGUACAAUCAUUAUCACUUGAUAUAUUAAUAUGGAUAACAUCAAUAAGACUUGCUAGAUUACGUAUUGGACAAAAUAAUAAUGAUGUUAUAACAUUACAACUUGAUACAAUUAAAUGUAUACAAGAACGUUUAAAAAAUUUAUUACGUACAUGUAUAUUAAAUGGUGGUAGAAGUAUUGCACAUAAAUGUGUUAAAUUAAUAUUAAUAUGUAGUGAAGGUAUACGUAAUUUAGAUGAUAAUAAUUAUCAUACAUUUGAUGAAAAUGUAUUGUCUGUUAUUGUAACAUUAUUACCACAAAUUAUUGGUAUACAAUGGGCUGGUUCAUUACGUUGGUUAUCAGUAUUAAUAACACGUUUAUUACCACUUGAUAAAAAUCAUAAUGUUGCACAACAAUGUAUUAUAAUAUUACAACAAAUUGCAAGUGAAAUGUCAAAUCGUGUUAAUCCAUAUCAUUUAUUACUUGCAACAAGAUUUGGCUUGUAUAAUAAUUCAUUUGAUACGGAAUUAUUUGAUAUUGAACCACCAAUACCACCAAAAUCAACAUCAUCACCAUUGACAUAUGCAUCUGUUGUUACUGGUGAACAAACAACUGUAUCAUCUGUUACUGGUAAUUGUUUAUAUACACAGGAUCAUAUUGAUCUUCGUGAUCUUUUAACAUUACCAAAUAAUCCAAACAGUGAACUUGUACUUCCAAGUAAAUUAAAAACACUGUGUUCAACUUUUCCUAUGAAGGGUCUUCUUGAGGUUGAACCAUUACAUUUUACUUGUCAUGCUGCAUCUGAUGGUACCAAAAUGGAAAAAAUUGAUUCUGGUCUUAAUACAAUUAAUCUUGGUACAAUUUAUGAUAGCACUGUUACAAUAAACAACAGUGGAGCUGAUUUAAAAAAUGUCCAACCAAAUUACACAAUGGAUGCCGGAUCGUUAGGGCCAGAUCUACACUCAACAUACAAACAGAAUUUAAAGAUACUACAAAGUCAUCUUAACAGUCAAUUGUCAAAGAAUUCAACAACAUCACAACUAUCAUCAUUGACACCUGAUGAUUUAUCUGACAGUGAUGAUAUUAAUAAUAUUGUCAAUGAUAAUACAAUAUGGCUUGGUGGAGAUAAAAAUUAUACAACAAAUUCCCAUGUAUUUACAAUAAAUAAUACAAAAGAUAAAUCAACCGCGUCAACUAAUCAUACAUCAACAUCAACAAAAAUUGAUGAUUGUCAUAACAAUAAAAAGAAAGAAGAAGUGGUAUUUCCAUGGGGAAGAUUGCUGAGUACACCAUCACAACAAGCACUUGUUGUUGAACGAAUGCAUUCUGGUGCUCGUCGUUUUGUAACACUUGAUUUUGGUUCACCAAUACUUCUGACUGAUUUAAUAAUACCAUCAUGCAGUGAUCUAGUGUCAUUGUCAAUAGACAUAUGGACAAGAAGUGAAGAAAGUGAUGGUACACGUUUAGUUGUUGCUGGUGAUAUUGGAACAAAACCCCUGGUUGUUAAUGAUCUUCAACCACCACCAGUAUGUAGAUAUCUUAAAAUAACAACAAUUGGUCGUUAUGGAAUGACAACAACAAGAUGUAAAAUACCACUUGGUAUGUUUUAUGGACAUAUGUUUGUAUUACCCGGUGAGGAUUAUUCUGAAACAACAACAACAACAAAUGAUGCUAUUAAUUCAGAUGAUGGACAAUAUGAUGCAAAUAUGUUAUCAAUAAUUGAAUCACAAUGUAAUAUAUUAUCAGCAUUAGCUGAGGAUGUACAGUGUAGAUUUAGUCUUGCAACUGAAAGAUUAAAAUCACUUCUUGAUCCAUUAUUAUGUACUGAAACACCAAAUGUCAUGCAUAUGCAAUACUAUCUUUGUCGUGGUAAAAAUAUAAAUGAUAAUAAUAACAGUAGUAAUAAUAAUAACAAAGAACAACCAUCAAAUAAAAUAUUAUCAACAUAUCAUGAAUGUAUUAUGUUUCAACAUCAAUUGAAUAUUGUACGUGGUGUAUGGAGACGUUUAGAAUCAUGGAAAAGUCCACAAUUAAUAUCAUCAACACAAUUGACAAGUGUAUCAAGUGAUAAAUUACGUGUAUUAGGUGAAACAUUAUCAGAUAUAUUGUUAUAUACAAUGUAUGAAAUUGGACCAGUACCACCAGUACCAAUGUCAUUGUGUGAUAUAUUUACACCACAAAUAUGUGAACAAUUUUUUCAUUCAGUUUGUGUUGUAACACCAGCACCACGUUUACAAUUACAUGCUGCUGUAUUAUUAGCAAGAGUUGCUGGUCAUCAACCAUGGUGGGGUAAUUUCUUGGCAAAUACAAUUGUUAAUUUAUAUUCAACAUCGUCAACUUAUAUAUUUCCACAAGAUCGUGUAUUUAUAUUGUUAACAUUUCUCGGUAGAAAAUCAUUAAUUGCUGGUAAUAAUAAAUCAUCAGUUAUUGAUGCAAUGGUUAAAACACUUGAACGUUUAUUAUCACCAUUAUUAACAAUAGAACAAAAUACAAAUUCAUCACAACUUGAUAUAACAUUAAUUGGUUGGAUAUUAUUAUUUUUAUCAAUAUGUUUAGAUACAACAGCAACAAAUUUAACAUGUUCAGAUGAUAAUAAUGAUAAUAAAAAUAAAGAUACAAAUAUAUCAUCACGUUGGGAAUUUUUACAAGGUGAAUCAGCAAUGCAAAGAAAAUAUGUUACAGCAAAUCGUACAUCAGCAUCACGUAGUUAUCGUAAAAAAUUACAAAAACGUUUAAUGCAUCAUAAACAACAAUUACAUGAUAUUGAACAAGGUAAAAAAAGUGGUUUAAAUUCACCACAAAUAAUAGCAACAUGGUCAUCAACAGUACCACAAAAUCCAACAAUAUUUUCAACAAAAUUAGAAGUAUUAAAAACACAUGAAAGAAAUUUUAAAAAAACAUUAAAACAACAUUCAGCAUUUAAACAUUUUAAAGAUACUGUAAGACGUCCAGAAACACAAUAUUUAUCAAGAAGUAAUCGUAAUCAAUUAUUAACAAAUACAUCAUCAACAUCAACAUCAUCAUCAUCACGUAUUGAUACAUCUGAUAAUGAUAAUGAUUAUAUGACAAAUUUAUCACAACAAUAUGUAUUACCAGUUGCACGUGGAUUGGUAACAUUAAUAUUAAAAAAUUCAGCAAAUGUUGAUAUGUUUUUAUUGGCAUGUAAAGUUGUUGCAAGACUUGUUGUAUCAACAAGACCAAUAAUAACACUAGGUGAAUUAAUGAGUGAAGAACAAUUAUUUAAAUUAAUUAAAUUAGCAACUGGUAGCACUGAUGCAGCAUGGUCAUCACAUGCAAUAUCAUGUUUAUUACAAGAUUUAUUAGAAGGUGGUAGAUUAUUUUCAAAAUCAUCAUCAACAUCAACAUCAUCAACAGCAACAGGAACAGCAACAGGAACAUCAACAUCAACAACAUUAAUACAAAAUACAAAUGAUGGUUUAUUUGAAAAUUUAGAAUUAGAAGAAACACAAAUUAUUAGUGAUAGUGAUUUAAAUUUAAUUGCUGGUACAAGUAAUAAUACAAGUGGUAGUGUUGGUGUUAGUGUUAGUGCUAAUAAUAAUAAUGGUAAUCCAUCAAAUGUGGUAACAAGUGGUAUUAAUGAUGAAGGUUUUGCUGAGGGUGAAGGUGAUGAAGAUACACAAGAUAGUAUUACAAUACAACAACCAACAGCAUCAACAUCAAAAUCAAAUGGUUUUGAUUUACCAUCAUUACUUGAAUCAGAUGACAGUGAACUUGAUGAAUUUCUUGAUGAUAUUUUAGAGAGUGGUAAAAAUAUGCUUAAAGCUGGCAAAUUAUUACAAAAAAUACCAUCAUCAUCAAGUUCAGGUAUAUCAUUGGCACUUGAUGCUAGACUUGAGUAUGGAGUUGAAAUGGGAGUUGAAAUUGCUGUUAGAAGAUAUUCAACACUUGGUGCAUAUAAUCUUCCAUUAAGUAUAAAUGCAACAAUACAAAUGCCAUCAACAUCAUCAACAGCAUCUUCAGCAUCAACAGCAACAGCAUCAUCAUCAGCAAGAAAUUCAACAUGGACAGAUAUGAGAAUGAAUAAUGAUCAAUUACCAUCAAGUGUUGCAAUGUUAACACGUUGUUUUGAUAAAAUAUUUACUGAUUUAACAUUACAAAAUUCAGGUACAAGUUUAGAGCUUGUAUUACAAUUAUGGUUAACACUUAAUUUAGAUUCAUCAAUUGAACAAUGUACAUCAUCAACAAAUUCAUCAUCAAAUCAAUUUGAUCCAUCAUUAAUACCAAUAAUACCAUUAAGUUCAACAGCAAUAUCUGGUUUAAUAUCAGCAUUAUUAUGGAAUCCAGGUGUAUCAUUAAGAGCAUGGUGUUUAGCAUUACAAACAUUAACUGUUGCUAGUAAUGAACCAAUGCCAAAUGAUCAUAUUGAUCCAAGUAUAAGUACACCACUUGAUGGUUUAUUAGGUGGUAUGGCUAGUUGUAUUGUUAAAGAUCGUAAUAUGGGAUCAAUGUUAUUAAAAUUAUUAUCUGGUAAUGGUUUAAAUGUUGAAUCAAGUGAUAAACAAUAUAUGAUGGCUGGUCCAAGAGUUGGUUUAGCAUUACAAGAUUUUCUUGUACGUCUUGAAAUGCGUUGUGAUGUUAUAACACCAGGUAGUAUACUUGGUAAUUCAUUAAAAGAAUUAUUACUAUGGGUUGUUUAUCAACUUGUACAACCAGGUGGUGCAUUAGUUGCACGUCGUGGUCCACUUGAUGCACAAUGUAUAUUAAUAACAUCAUUAAUUAAUCUUAAUUUUAUAAAUACUGAUCUUGGUACAGCAAUGAGUAUAACUGAAUGUGUUGGUUCAAUUGUAUCAAAUUAUAUACGUGGUGCAAGAGUUGGAGCACAAUGUACUGGUGCUGUUGAUAAUAAUACAAAUCAAACAAGUGGUUUUGGUAGUUUAUAUGCAUCUGUAUUAGGUGGUGCUGGUUGUAGUAGUAAUAGCAGUAAUUGUAAUAAUAAUAAUAGUAAUAUUAUUAAUAGUACAAGACAAGGUAGACCAACAUCAUGGGAUACACUUGUUGUUGCACUUAUUAAAUUAGUAUGUCGUCUUGUACAAACACCAUUACCAAAUUUAAGAACAUCAAGAAUUAUUGAUAAUACAAUUGAUAUGGAAACAAAUGAUUCAUCAUUAAGAUUGCACAAUACAAUAACAACACCAAUAGCAUCAACGUCAACAUCAUCAUCAACAUCAUCAACAAUAAAUAUAACAUCACAAACAGAUGAGAGUAAAGUUGCUGAACAACAAAAUACAACAAUGAUUGGUGGUAAUAUUAAUCGUGGAACAAUAAUAAAACCAAAAUAUCCAUGUGUUGCUGAUACAGUAUUACAACAUGAACCAACAAUGAUGAGAUUACUUGGUGCACUUGGUUAUAGUAAUGGUUCAUCAUUUGCAAUGUUUUUUAAUGAUGAAACAAUUGGUGGUGGUAUUGGUGGUAGUAGUACAACAUGUACAUCUGAACUUAAUGAACCAGCAUCAAUAUCAGAUGCAACAUUUCAAUUAUUAACAACUCUUAUGAAAAAAGCAACAAAUCCAACAUUAAUUAUAAAUCCAUUGUAUCGUUAUUUAUCAUCAUCAAAUGAACAAACAGGCACAAAUAGACAUAUGGGUGUUAUGCAAUUAUCUGAAUCAUUAUUAUGGUAUAUAUUAAAAGUAUUAGAUAAUGAAGCAUCAUUAAGUGUAUUUACAACAAUGGGUGGUGUUAAAGUAUUAUGUGAAAAUAUGGUUAAAUCAAGUACAAGUUGUAAUAAUAAUAAUGGUGUAUCAACACCAGGUGUUAUUGCAUUGGUAAUGCAACAUUUAUCAAAUUCAUCAAAUUUAACAACAGCAUCAGCAAUAUCAACGUCAAAUAAAAAAACAACAACAUCAACAACAGCAUCAACAUCAACAGCAAUUAAUAAUGAUACAUAUGAUGAUGGUUUAUUAAAUUUUGCUCCACUUGGUACAAUAUCAUGGGUUAAACCAAUGGUUGAACCAGCUGAUGUAUUAAUACAUAGUGUACCACAACAUAGACGUGCUAGAACAGCAGCAUGGUCAUAUCAUUUUUUUCCUGGUGAAGCAUGGGUUGAUUUAACAAUAACAUUACCAUGUGCAAUAUUAUUAAAAGAAGUUGAAUUACAACCACAUUUAUCAUCAUUAGCAACAUGUCCAUCAGCAGUUGCAUUAGAAAUAUCAAGAGAAGGUAGCUCAGAUUUAACACCAAUAUGUCCACCAAUGUUAACUGCUGGAUUAACAUUUAUACGUUUAACAUUAGCACAACCAGAAGUUGCAACAUCUGUACUUGUACGUUUGUAUAAACCACGUGAUUCAACAAAUAUUAGUUUAAGUCAAAUAAGAAUACUUGGUACAACAGCAUUUGGUGAUAUUAAAUCAAGAAAUGAACCAAUGGAUGAAGAACAAUUUUCAAAAACAAGUCUUGGUUGGUUAAGACUUGUACAUCAAUGUUUAUGUGUAUCUGAAUUAUCUAAACCAUUAACACAAAAUGUAUUAAAUUCAGCAUCAUCUGUUGAUGGUCUUAUUGAAGCAUGUUGUAGUAUGUUAUUGCUACCAGCACCAUCAUUAUUUACACCAAAUUUAGAACGUGUAUUAUUACAACUUGGUUUACAUUCACGUGAUCUUGGUUUACAAUUAAUAAGUUUAUUAUUAAAUAAUAGAUGUGCACCAUUAAUACAAGGUUUAUCAUCAUUUCAAAAAAAUUCAACAGUACAACUUGUUGUUGAAUUAUUACAACAAUUAUGCUCAUCACAAGAUUCAAAUACUGAAGCAAGAGUGUCAGCUGUAUUAACAUGGCUUCAUGCAUCAGCAAUGAAUAGUGUUGCUAGAUCAAAUCGUAUUAAUCCAAAUAUUGUUAGUCCACCAGCAAUUUAUAUACAUUGUGUAUCAACAAUAAUAUGGAAAUCACAUGAACAACAACAAAAUCGUCAAUAUAAUUUAGAAUUAUUAUUAACUGAUGAUUUAUUUAAUUCAUUAUACAAAUGGACAUUAAAACUUGAUACAUAUUCAGCAUUAAAAUUAUCAAUUGAUGCAACAUUAUGUGCAUUUUGUUAUGUACGUCCAUCAUUAUUUUUACAAUUAUUACAAUAUGUUAAGCUACAUAAUAUUAUUACAACAAAUAUUAAUAAUAAUAAUAAUACAACAACAGCAUCAAUAUCUGAUGAUGAAAAACACAAUGAAGGACAAACAGAUGAUGGUAAAAUUAUUAUUCAUGAAGCAAUGGAUAAUAGUAAAUUACUUGAAUUAACUGAAGGACAGUUAUUAACUGUUGCUGCUGCAUCACGUUCAUCAACUGGUAUACAACAAUUAAUUGAUUCUGGUCUUCCAACAAUAUUAAUUAAUGGAAUUAAUGAUUUUUGUAAAAAUGAAAAAGCACGACAACAAAAUGAUAAUACCGAUAAUGAUGAUUUACGUCAAAAUUUAAAAACUAAUUGUGGUUUAACUGAUAGUGAUAAAGCUGGUGAAACAACAGCAGCAGCAUCAUCAUCAUCCGCAGCAGCAGCAUCAUCAUCAUCUGCUAAUGAUAAUAAUGGUUAUUUAAAUAUGAAUGAUCCAGAUGGUAUUGCAACUGUACUUGAAUUUUUAACGCUCAUUUGUUCAGAAGGAAAAAUGCGUGAUUGGCUUGGUAAAGAAGGACGUAUAUUUUGGUUUCCAUUGGCAUCAUUAUUAAGCUAUAGACCAGUUGAAAAUCCAUCAAUAACAUUUGCUAGGAUAAAUGCAUCAUAUGCCAGAUUAGAAAGUGCUAUGAUAAAAUUUUUAUCAAGAUGUUGCUGGUGUCAUCCAAUUAAUCAAAAUUUAUUAUCUGAAUUAUUGACAAAUGUUAUACUUCAACAACGAGUUACACAAAAUGUUCGAUAUUUACAUGGUAUAUCUGGUUUUACACGUCGUUUAAUAUUACAAUUAUUACUUGAGGGUGAAAAAAUAUUAGUAUCUGUUACAUCUGAAGCACCAAUGCCUGUAUCAAGUACAACAGCAACACAAACUAUUCCAUCAAUGCCACCACAUCCAGCUCAUCCAUUGGGUCAUUAUCAUCAAUUACUUUAUAUAUCAACUCAAACAACUGUUGCUGAUUUAUUACAACAAGUUUCUGGUACUUGGCUCAGUUCGAUGCUACUCAAUGCAUAUAAGGAGAAUGACACAAAUACAAGUGGAUUAAAUCAUUCACGUGAACUUUGGGAAUCUGGAAUGGCACUGGUUGUUGAUGCACUGAGUGUUGCUGCUGGAAAUACAGCCAAGGAUAAACGUGCAAAGGAAGCAUCAAAUAGGUCACAGGCUCGUGGACCAAUCUUGCGAAAAUCCCGUUUAGUUUCGGAUGGUAUUGCAUCGUCAUCAAAAAGUGGAAUGAGUAGUCAAGGAAGCUCAAUGAAUUUAUUGGCUCAACAAUAUUUAACUCACUCAUCAAGACCAAAUUCAUCAUUACCACCACAAUUAACAAUAUCACAAUUACUUGCAAUUGGUGAAGACAAUGGUCUAUCAUUAUCAGAGCCAUGUUUACAUUUAGUAUUACGUCAAAGAAAUAAAGAUAAUAAUAAAGAUGAUAAUAAUAAAAAUGAUGAUAAUGAUAUUGUAUUAAAUAAUCGUCAAAUUGAAAGUGCACUUGGUGUAUUUUCAGCUGGUGGUGGUUUAGCAGUAUUAGCUAAACAUUUACCAUUAGUUUAUCCAGAUACUGGUAGAUCAACAACAUCAUUUAUUGAAAAAUCACCAUCACCAGAACAAAAUGAUGCUGAAUGGGUUAAAGUUGAAGCAACUGAAGAUAUAUAUGAAGAUUUAGAAGAGAGUGGUAUUAUUAGUUCACCAAAAACAACAACGACAACAACAACACCACCAAUACCACAUGUACCAUUACAUUCAUUAGCAGCAUUUGGUUUAUUUUUACGUCUUCCUGGUUAUGCUGAAGUUUUAUUAAAAGAUCGUAAACAAGCACAAUGUUUAUUACGUCUUGCACUUGGUGUUACUGAUGAUGGUGAAGGUGGUGAUAUACUUGGUUCAUCAUUAGCAACAUCAUUACCAACAUUACCAUUUCAAGUAUUAAAACAAUUACUUGAAACAACACCACCAACAACAGAUGAUGGACAAUUAUUACGUAAAACAAUGAUUGAAAUUGGUGCUGUAUUAUUAUUACUUAAUUGUCUUGCAAUAUUUACACAUCAAACUGGUCAUAAUGAUAUUGAUCAUCGUAAUAUUGGACAAAGUACUAGUAGUGGUAAUGGUGGUGGUGGUACAAGUGGUACUGGUGGUAAUAUUGGUGGACGUAGUGAUGAUAAAUCACAUUUAUAUUGGGCAAAAGGUACUGGUUUUGGUACUGGUUCAACUCAACAAUCAUGGAAUGUUGAACAAGCAUUAUUACGUCAAAAAUCAGAAGAAGAACAUGUUACAGUAUUACUUAAAGUUAUUGCAAGUUAUAUUGAUUUUGGUGGACAACCACAACGUGAUUUACCAACAACAUUUUCUGAGCUAAUGUCACGUUCAUGUUUAUUACCAGCAUUAUCAUCAUAUUUAAGAAAUGAUUCAGUUCUUGAUAUGGCUAGACAUAUACCACUUUAUCGUGCUAUAUUACAGUUGAUACGUUCAAUGGCAUUAUCACCACAAUUAGCACCAUUAUUAUUACCUAAAAAUAAAAAACUAAAUGAUCCAUCAAUUGUAUCAUUAUUAUUAAAUAUGAAAUUAUGUGUUGAUACAUAUGUACAUAAAAUAAAUCGUACACGUGGUAGUAAAUCAAAAAUAUUAACAAAAUAUCCAGAUGAUAAUGAACAAGAUGAAGGUUUAGCAACAUUAAUACCAGAUAUACAAGAAAGUGCAACAAUUGUACAAAAUGCAACAUCAAGAUUAAUAAUACAUGAUGAAGAUUUAGCUGGACCAAGUCCAAUAAUACAAGAUAUACCAUUAAAAACAAUUGAACAAAGAUAUCUUGAAGUUAUGAAAAAUUUACAAUUUGAUACAUAUGAAAUGAUUAUGGAAAAUUCAGAUGGUAGUGGUUAUAAAUUUUGUGUAUCAUAUCAUUUUGAAUCAAAUAUGAGAGCAGCUGGUGAUCGUAGUCAUCCAACACGUGUUAAACGUUUAGCACAAGAAACAGUAUCAUUAUCAACAGCAUUACCAUUAUCAUACAGUAGUUCAGUAUUUGUACGUUGUGAUGCUGAUAGAUUAGAUAUUAUGAAAGUAUUAAUAACUGGUCCAGCUGAAACACCAUAUGCUAAUGGUUGUUUUCAAUUUGAUGUUUAUUUUCCACCUGAUUAUCCAAAUAGUCCAAUGUUAAUUAAUCUUGAAACAACUGGAAGACAUACUGUUAGAUUUAAUCCAAAUUUAUAUAAUGAUGGUAAAGUUUGCCUCAGUGUACUAAAUACAUGGCAUGGAAGACCAGAAGAAAAAUGGAAUGCACAUACAAGUAGUUUUCUUCAGGUUUUAGUCUCAAUACAGUCACUUAUUUUGGUACCAGAGCCUUACUUUAAUGAACCUGGAUAUGAAAGAUCACGUGGCACUUCAAGUGGAGUACAAUCUAGUCAAGAGUACAAUGCAAAUGUUUGUCUGGCUACUGUCAAGUGGGCAAUGCUUGACCAAAUUUUAAAUCCUUGUCCUUGCUUUAAAGAGGUAAUUUACACGCAUUUUUGGAUAAAAAGACAUGAGAUUGUUCAACAAUUAGAAAACUGGAUAUCCGAAAUGGAAUCACAUGGAUCAGACAGACGAUCAACUCGAUCAAAUAGUUCAGUUAAUGCUUUGGCUUUGCGGAGACAUUAUAAAUCACUGCGUGAUGCAUUAAAUAAAUUGGAGACACCAGAGGGUCUUGAAGAUCUUGCUGAGCCAUUGCAAUCACCAGGUUCACCAUUAGAAAUGACAGCAUCAGCAGCAACACCAAACAGUACAAUUUCUUUAACAAGCUCAACAAUAAAUCCAACUCCAACAACAUCAACAACAUCAACAACACCAAACAGUACAACAAUAACAUCAAUCAACAAUCCAAGUGCUAGUAAUCAUGUACAUCAUGACAUUGAUACUGAUGUUGAAAUGGAAAAAAUGGUAUCAAAAGUUUGUGAAUAAAUAGUGGAUUCAUUUUGUUGAAUAUUUUAAAUAUCUAAGUGACUGUGUUAUCAUAAUAAUAAUAAUCAAGUGAUUAAUUUAAAAUAAACAAAAAUAAAACCAUAAAAAUUACAACAAAGUAAGGUAAAAUAAAAAAAUCUAUUUAAAUUAAUUAAAUUGAUAAUACAAAAUACUUGAAAAAUAUUUUUCCAAUAAUUUUCUUUUUUUUUUUUUUUAUUUUCCUUCUCAUUAUUAUCAAUGCUUAUUAUUAUUUUAAUUUUUUUUUGUUGAUAAAUAUAUUAUUUUCGACUGCUACAUGCGUGAGUGGAAUUUUCUUUAUUAUUUUUUUUUUGUUUUUUUUUCAUUUCUUUUUAUUAUGUAGUUGUAAAGUUUAUGAGAUAGCAUUAUUCGGGAUUAAGGGGGAGUAAACCUUACACAUUAAUGUUACAAAUAGUUAAAAAAAAAAUAAAUAAAUAAAUAUGUGGAAAAAGAUUAAACGUUUCUUUAAUAAACAAAUGGAAAAAAAUAAUAAUAAAACAACAGUUGUGUAGGGA